Messenger RNA from Crotalus tigris (Tiger rattlesnake), 1400 nucleotides. RefSeq names its product methyltransferase like 18 (gene METTL18). Gene Ontology annotation, biological process: peptidyl-histidine methylation, to form tele-methylhistidine. Gene Ontology annotation, molecular function: protein-L-histidine N-tele-methyltransferase activity. The coding region runs from base 144 to 1220 and encodes 358 amino acids. The transcript is spliced from 2 exons. NCBI's taxonomy places the organism in Eukaryota, Metazoa, Chordata, Lepidosauria, Squamata, Viperidae. The record is from RefSeq and is a predicted model, not a curated record.
GCGAAACCCCUCCGGGCCGCAUUUUCAGCCGCCGGCGAGCCUCUCCGCUAAGUCGAUCGGCUGCCCAGCCGUGGGCUAGACGCUUCCUACUCCCGUGCGAGGUUUAGUUUUCCGAGUCUGCCAACGCCACCAUUCACGAGACAAUGGAAUUUCAAUUCAACUUCUCUAUAGACCAAAUAACAGAAAACAGAACAGAUACUGCUGAGAAUGAAAAGCUACAGCAGGAAAUGGUCCUAUUGAAUAAUCAAGGUGAUGUUUCAGAAAACAGCAAUAAGAUUACCUCAGAAGAAAAUAUAUUAAAUUACUAUUUAUCUGGAACCACUGCUAAUAUAUCAGACCACAAUACUUUGAAUGGAAGCCCUGACUCAAGUUUGUUGAGGAAACAGUCCUGUCCUAAAUCUGCCAAGGUGCAUGAUAUUCCUAAAGAUAUCAGUAAAGUCCUUGAGAGCAAAAUUAUUGCAACUUUACCAGGCAUUCACUAUGCAAAUAUUUCUGUGGUGGAGGCUGCACUUCCAGGAAAUUCUGUCGGAGAAAAUAUUAUGCCUAACAUUUCUUCUCAGUCUGACCUAAUUACAGGUGUCUAUGAAGGAGGUUUAAAGAUUUGGGAAUGCACUUUUGAUCUCAUGGAUUAUUUAUCAGAAAUUGACAUUCAGUUUGCACAGAAGUCAGUUUUGGACUUUGGAUGUGGAGCUGGACUGUUAGGAAUAGUUGCACUAAAAGGAAAUGCUAAAGAAGUUCAUUUUCAAGAUUAUAACAGUUCAGUAAUUGAAGAAAUCACCAUGCCGAACAUGCUGGCUAAUUGUUCUCAAGAUGAUGGUGAAGAAGAUACCCAAUUUCACCUAAAUCAAUCUAGGAAAAAAGACUUCACCCAAGAUUUUCUAUCUAAAUGCAAGUUUUUUUCUGGGGAAUGGUCAGAAUUUAGUAAAUUUAUUUUAAAUAAUACCAAGCCUUUAGUAAAAUACGAUCUCAUACUUACAUCAGAAACUAUUUAUAAUCCUAAUUACUAUGAAGCUUUCCAUGAUGCAAUUUCAAGUUUAUUGGCAAGAAAGGGCACCAUAUUUUUAGCUAGCAAAGCACAUUAUUUUGGGUGUGGAGGAGGGGUCUACCUUUUUACAAGUUUCAUAGAAAAGAAGAAUAUAUUUAAAUCUCAAACAGUUAAAGUUAUUGAGAAGGGGCUCAAGCGUUUCAUUAUUAAACUGACAUUUAACAAUUCCUGUUAGCCAAUUCCUGUUGGCUCAACAUAUUAUUAAAUAUGCAUUUUCUGUUAUCAGAGGUUUUGUAAUUACUAAUACAUUUAAUUUUACUUACACCAUUUUUCAUUUCCCAUGUUUUUUCAUCUCUGAAUUAUUUAUAAUUAUUUGUGCAGGGUAUAUACCACAUAAACAUAUUUUUUACCUUGA